AUGACCAACCUGAACAUGAAGGGGGCACUGAGCACGUAUAUGACGGCACUGGCAAUAUCUAUUGCUUUCAUAGGCUGUCUGAGAAAUUUUUGCUACUAUUCCCAACUUCAAUGCAACCACACCUGCACAGGUCCAGAGCUGUGGGGACUGGUUUCACAAACCUGCAAUGGCAGAUCUCAGUCUCCAGUUAAUAUUGUCACAAGGAAAGUGCUACCAGAUGAACUCCUGACUCCUUUUCACUUCACCGGUUAUAAAGAGACUUUUUAUGGGAGCCUCAUAAACAAUGGCCACAGUGUUCAGCUAAAUUUGCCUUCCAGUAUACAAAUCAAAGGAGGAAAUCUGGUUGAUGAAUACAAGGCAAUUCAGUUUCACCUGCACUGGGGCAAAGAUGGAGGACUUGGUUCUGAGCACACAAUUGAUGGAGAAAAGUUUCCAAUGGAGAUGCAUAUCGUCCAUAUAAAAGAAGAAUAUGACUCGUUAGCUGAGGCUUCAAAAGACAGUACGGGUGUGGCUGUUUUGGGAUUUUUCUUUCAGGAGUCUGAGUCUGCAAAUGAGAAGUAUGAUCAUCUUAUCAGUGCACUGAAAUACAUAUCUCAACCUAAAACGAAUGUAACGCUGGUGGGUGUCUCCCUGGACAUGUUCAUUCCUUCUGAAAUUAACAGGACCAAGUACUUUCGCUACAAAGGCUCCCUCACCACACCUGACUGUGCUGAAGCUGUGGUCUGGACCCUGUUUGAAAGCACUAUUCCUCUCAGCAGGAAUCAGCUCACUGCUUUCAGCCAACUUCUGUUUUAUGAUGGACAGAAAAUGGUCAACAACUACAGACCAGUACAGCCUUUGAAUGGAAGAGAGGUGUAUUACUCCAGUGGCCAACUUGCUUUGGUCAGCUGUGUGUUGUUCACCAAGUCAGUGCUGCUGUCCAGUGCAAACUUUAUUUAAUUUAAUCAAUUUUUAUGCACAAAUACCCUUGUUUGUGACAUCUGAUGAUUUUCAAAUAGAAGAAGAAAAAAAUUAUGUAGUGUAUAUUUAAAAGUAAAGGGUGUAAAUUCAAUAGAUGCUUCAAAACAACAUGUAUCAAACACUACAUGCUUAUUUGAAUCAGAAUAUGUAAGAUAUGUAAGAUUUUAUCUACAACAAAAUAUGUUAUUGACAAAUAAGUAAAUUAGUUACUUUUGGUUUUAAAUGUUUCACAAUGAUGAUCUCACUACAAUUUACACACAUUUUUGGGGGACAUAGACUAAAUGUUUAAGGAUAGUUAGAUUGCUUUCUUUGCACUGAAUGGGACAACAUAUGACUUCAUUGUGCUUUCAGCAGAAUAGCAAUAAAGAAUUCUGAUUCUGAUUCACAUAUAUUCACUUGUGCUGAUAUAAUAUUUCUGAUAAAUAUCAUGAUGCAUUCUAUUACAUGCUUUCCUACUGUUCUGGAAACAUCUAAACUCUGACUUAUGUGUUAACACUAUAAUGUGUAUUAUUAAGGUAUGUUUUACCUGUCAAUUCUUUGUCAUUUGUAAUGUCAUUAAUGAUCAAAUAA
Haplochromis burtoni (Burton's mouthbrooder) is the source of this 1530-nucleotide messenger RNA. It is a transcript of the gene ca4b, whose product is annotated as carbonic anhydrase IV b. The coding region runs from base 1 to 939 and encodes 312 amino acids. Gene Ontology annotation, cellular component: plasma membrane. Gene Ontology annotation, molecular function: zinc ion binding; carbonate dehydratase activity. The transcript has 8 exons. NCBI's taxonomy places the organism in Eukaryota, Metazoa, Chordata, Actinopteri, Cichliformes, Cichlidae. The record is from RefSeq and is a predicted model, not a curated record.